AUGCUACGCAACCACUUUGUGUCGGCCAUUCAAAGCAGAAACACAUAACAACACAUACUAGUUCCCAUCGACGAAAAAAACAUAAAAUUGGCAUUGGUUAUGGAUAUGGAUCCAGGCGAAGGUACUUCGGAUGGUCGUGUAAAGCGUAGAACAAACAAUAUCAAAGUGGAAAUAAAACAAGAGCCAGACAUUAAGGAAGAACCAUCAAAUGGCAGUGAACUUGGUUUGACCACACGUUUGAGCGAAGGACUUGGAGCAGAUACAACAGCUGCGACAUUGAACAUCGGAUUGGUGGACGAAUCCAAAUCGGAUUUUGAUCCUGCAUUUUAUUUGAAUGGUGUGAAAGAGGAGGUGAAGUGCAAAGGAGAGAAGCCAAGUAAAGGAAAAGAUUCUUCACCAAAUUCGGUGUCAAAUGGAAAUGAUCCAAAUGUUCGUGGCGAUCAAGGUGAUGAGCCAAUGGUCCAAUCAAACGCCAGUCGCACGAGACUCAACCCAAGUGGCAAAGGGAAAAAGCGCGACGGAUCAAAAAAGCAAAACAAACGGAAGAUACCGAGGAAUAAGGUGGCGAAGAAACGAACGGAGCAAAAGUUUGCGGUUAUGUUACAUCGCAUAAAGGGAAUUUCGCCACACAUAUUCGUAUUCACACUGGCGACAAGCAAUUCGAAUGCUCUGUUUGUUUCAAAUCAUUUGCACAGAAAAACUAUUUGAAUGUUCACUUGCGAACUCAUGCCGAUGAUCUUCCUUAUUCUUGUUUGAAAUGUGGUCAACGAUUUUCCAGCGGUGAGGCCAGACAAUCACAUGAAAAACGCUGCAAACAUCGUCGAUACGAAUGUUAUCUCUGCGGAUACGAAUGUUUUGCCAAAUACGAUCAGAACCGC
Sitodiplosis mosellana (orange wheat blossom midge) is the source of this 878-nucleotide messenger RNA. RefSeq lists its product as uncharacterized. Bases 100 to 708 code for a protein of 202 amino acids. The transcript has 2 exons. Lineage: Eukaryota; Metazoa; Arthropoda; Insecta; Diptera; Cecidomyiidae. The record is from RefSeq and is a predicted model, not a curated record.